Messenger RNA from Odocoileus virginianus texanus, 3604 nucleotides. RefSeq names its product serine/threonine-protein phosphatase 4 regulatory subunit 3-B-like. The record is from RefSeq and is a predicted model, not a curated record. Gene Ontology annotation, biological process: protein dephosphorylation; DNA damage response. Gene Ontology annotation, molecular function: protein phosphatase activator activity. Gene Ontology annotation, cellular component: nucleoplasm; protein phosphatase 4 complex. NCBI's taxonomy places the organism in Eukaryota, Metazoa, Chordata, Mammalia, Artiodactyla, Cervidae.
AGCGACUGAGCACUGUACCACCUAUGAGGAGAGGGGGCAUACCAUCUUUGGGGUGGGGCAUAGAGGGUGUACCACCUUGGAGGAGAGGGGGCAUACCACCUAUGAGGGGAGGGGGCAUAUCACCUAUGAGGGGAGGGGGUGUACCAUCUGUGAGGAGAGGGGGGAGUACCACUGGGAGGGGGCAUAGCACCUAUGGCAGAGGGACGUGUAUUUUCUUGACAGAGUGUUAAGUGUUGACUUGGUUGGGAUGUAAGUGAUUAAGCUUUCUUUUGUCUAAGGUCCUAAGUCUCCAUUCCCACACACAUGAUGAGUGAAAAUGUUAAUGGAGGACAGAACCUUUUAUGGAAAAAACUGCUCUUUGCUCGCCUUCCUAAGCCUCCAUAAGCUUGGCGGCAUUUACAAGCAGAGAAUGUUCCUUCGGAGUAGAAUCCUGGAGGAGUCAUAAUUAUCAAGGCUAUCAUAGAUAGCCACAAGCAGGCUCAGAGGCUCAGUUCUUCAUUUCGUGUUAAUAAAGCGUUAUGGGGGGUGGGGGGGCAGAGUGGAAGGAGGGGAGCAAGGGAUGGUAGUGAGUAGUGGAACUGCAGGGAAACCUUACUGAUUUGAGGUGCCACCGGAAUCCCUGUGGCCUCAACUUAUCUGCCAUGUUUUCUUGCAAUUUUUCCGACCAGCUACCUCAGCGGCUACCGUCGUUGCCAUCACAACUCCAGCUGCCGUUAACCGUGAACUCUCGCGAGACACGAUCACGGGCCAAGACAAGGGCCAGGGUGAAGAGAGCGAAGGUUGCCAUGGUGGACGAGCAGAGCCUAGCGAAACUUUUUUCCCUGAAUGAUGACCAACAAUGGGAACUUCUAGGCAAGGGACAUGUCUCCACUAUUUAUGUGGAACGCCUUCAGGGCAUGUGUCUGCUAGUUCGAUCUGAACCUGACGGCUUACAGAUCUUGGAGUCAAAGAUAAAGCCAGACACGCCCUAUGAGAGACAACAAGAGACAUUAAUUGUUUGGUAUGAAGCUGAGAACAACGGUAUGGCGAUAAGCUUCCCGGACGCAGCAAGAUGUUAUGAGAUAUGGAAAGACAUCUGCCAGGUUCAAGGUAAGGACCCAUCUGCCGAUACCACAUAUGACGCCUUAGUUGAAUCCGAAGAUGAGACAUUGGAUGACGUGGCAGAGACUUAUGAAGUGCUUGAGCUGCCUGACUGUGAACUGGGUAAUCUUCACCAGAUUGCUCACUUAAUUGCCUCAGCUCUCACCUCAUCUCUGCAUAAGGAAAGGCUGGUUCUGUUAUUGGGAAAUGAGGACUUUAUUAAAAAAUUACUGCAGUUGUUCCACACUUGUGAGGACCUAGAGGAUACUGAAAGCUUACACGAUCUGCAUGACAUUGUUAAAGGGAUGUUACUUCUCAACAAGGCAUCUCUGCUUGAGAUCCUCUUUUCUGAUAAGUAUAUCAUGGAUGUGGUGGGAUGCCUUGAAUAUGACCCUGCCUUGGCUCAACCAAAAAGGCAUAGAGAAUUCUUAACCCAAAAAGUGAAGUUCAAAGAAGUUAUACCAAUAAUAGACCAUGAACUUCUGCAAAAAAUACAUCAGACAUACAGGGUACAGUACAUUCACGACAUCCUUUCUCCUAUCCCAUCUAUAUUUGAAGAGAAUUUUCUUUCUGCUCUUACAACUUUUAUUUCAUCAAACAAGGGUGCGAUAGUCAAUAUGCUGCAGGAAGAUGACAAGUUUUUGUCCACCGUUUUUGCACAGUUAAGGGAUAAGACUACAGAUGAUGAUACAUGGCGUGAACUGUUAUUUUUUUUCAAGGAAUUCUGUGCAUUUUCUCAGACAUUACAUUCUGAAAACAGGGAUGCACUAUUCAAAACACUGACAGAACUGGGAAUUCUUCCUGCUCUUAAAAUGUUAAUGAGUAUGAAUGACUUGCAAAUAAGGUCAGCUGCUACUGAUAUAUUUACUUAUCUGGUAGAGUAUAGUCCAUCCAUGAUUCGAGAAUUUAUAAUAGAAGACCAACAUAGUGAAGACAGCAUCCUUUUCAUUAAUUUAGUAAUUCAACAAAUAUUCUGUGAUACUGACCCUGAGCUAGGAAGUGCUUUUCAUUUAAUGGGAAUUCUUCGUUACCUGCUUGAUCCAAGUAACAUGACAACAUCUUGUCGUUGUUGUGAAAGUGAAUUUCUACAGUUCUUCUUUAAGCAUUGUAUGCAUAAUUUCUUAGCACCACUUUUGUCAACUACUUCAGAAUAUAUCCGUGACAAGGAUAAUAUAGUUGGAUCUGACGAAAACAACAAAAACUGUCUCAAUAAUUACCACACAGCACAGCUGCUUGCCUUAAUUUUAGAUCUGCUUUCAUUUUGUGUGCAACAUCAUGCAUAUUACAUGAAAAAAUAUAUUUUGGACAAAGACUUGCUAAGAAAAGUCUUGAUCUUGUUAAAUUCAAAGCACACUUUUCUAAACUUGUGUGCUCUUCGUUUUAUGAGAAGGAUGAUUGGCCUUACAGAUGAACUUUUAAAUCGUUAUAUCAUCGAGGGAAAUUUUUUUGAGCCGGUUGUAAAUGCCCUUCUAAAGAAUGGAACUCGGUACAAUAUGCUGAAUUCAGCUAUUGUUGAACUGUUUGACUACAUAAGAAUGGAAAACAUCAAAUCUCUUGUUGCCCAUAUAGUUGAAAAGUUUUAUGCAACACUUAAGUCAAUUGAAUAUGUUCAGACAUUCAAAGGAUUGAAGGUGAAAUAUGAGCAAGAGAAAGAGUGGCAAAAUCAAGUAGGGAAGAAUUUGCGUUCUGUAUUUUAUGGUAAAAUAUUUUGCAGAGGUUCCAGUGUCAUAGAGGAGGAGGAGGAAAUGAGUAUUAAUGAAAAUGUAAAAGAAGAAGCAGUUAAGCCACCACCAGAAAGUGAUUUUGAAGAUUAUUUUGAGACUGAAAAAGCAAAAGAAAAUGAAGACAAGGUAGAUACUCCCUCCCAAACAUCUUUUGGUGACUUCAAAGUUACUUCAUCCCAGUCUGCUGAUGCUGCUGAUGGAGCAAGUAACCCAAACUGCAGAAGCGUGAUUUCCUUAGUGGAUUAUUCAGAUGAUGAAGAAGAAGAGGAAGAUGAAACACCUCCCAGCAAAAGACCACAUCUUAGCCCAUAAAGUCUUUAUGGAAAACCCAUUGCAUUACUAAAUUCUGGUAAAACUUUGUAACAUUUGCUGAAGAGUCUGAAUCCAAAGCUUCCGUAUAUGCACACAUGUAUUUAAUAAAUAGCAAAGAUGUUCAUUGUUAUUAUCAUCUAGGAGAAUUUAGUUCUGUAAAAAAUCAGAUUUCAGGGUUGAUAAUCUAAUAUUAAUGUAUUUCUGUUUCAAGAGUAUAUACGAGACAUAGCUAUUAACAGUGCAGUUGCAAAGCUUGUAACAUCAUUUGCCCAGUGGUUCUGGCUAUGGUUUUCUUUUUUCAGUUCCUUCUUUGAAAUAAAAAUGUAUGUUUAUGUGGAAAAUAGAGUCAACUGUAAUAAAAAGUAAAGCUAUUCACUUUUCUGUGAAAUCUGAAAAUUUGACAAAAAAUCAAUCUUAUGAAUAAUUAGAGGGAAGUGACUUUUGGUGUGUAUUUUCAUGAAAAUAAAGGAAGCUGGAUUCAGAAUGUU